This is a messenger RNA of Sorex fumeus (smoky shrew), 5253 nucleotides long. RefSeq names its product complement C5-like. Gene Ontology annotation, cellular component: extracellular region. Bases 42 to 5087 code for a protein of 1681 amino acids. Lineage: Eukaryota; Metazoa; Chordata; Mammalia; Eulipotyphla; Soricidae. The record is from RefSeq and is a predicted model, not a curated record. Gene Ontology annotation, molecular function: protein binding; endopeptidase inhibitor activity. The transcript has 41 exons.
UUCAAGAAGGUUAUAUCCAUGAUUUGCUGCUACCUCCAAUUAUGAGCCUUUUAGGUGUAUUUUGUUUUAUAAUCCUCUGGAUGGAAAGUUGGGGACAGGAGCAAACGUAUGUCAUUUCAGCACCAAAAGUAUUCCGUGUUGGAACAUCUCAAAAUAUUGUAAUUCAAGUUUAUGGAUACACAGAAGCAUUUGAUGCAACGAUAUCUCUUAAGAGUUAUCCUGAUAAAAAAGAUAGUUACUCUUCAGGAUACGUUCGUUUAUCUGCAGAAAAUAAAUUCCAAAACUCUGCUAUUUUAACGAUACAACCUAUACAGCUGUCUGGAAAAAAAGACCAAGUCUCACAUGUGUAUCUGGAAGUAGUAUCAAAGCAUUUCUCAAGAUCAAAAAAAAUUCCAGUAGCCUACGAUAAUGGAUUUCUCAUUAUUCAUACAGACAAACCUGUUUACACUCCACACCAGUCAGUUAAGAUUAGAGUUUAUUCACUGAAUGAUGACUUGAAGCCAGCCCUACGAGAAACUGUCUUAACCUUCAUAGAUCCUGAAGGAUCAGAAGUUGACAUCGUAGAAGAAAAGGAUUACACUGGAAUCAUCUCUUUUCCUGACUUCAAGAUUCCAUCACAUCCUAAAUACGGUGUGUGGACAAUCCGAGCUAAAUAUAAAGAGGACUAUUCAACAGUUGGAACCACCUAUUUUGAAGUUAAAGAAUAUGUAUUGCCACAUUUUUCUGUAUCAAUAGAACCAGAAAAUAAUUUUAUUGGAUAUAAGGACUUUAAUGACUUUGAAAUUACUAUAAAAGCAAGAUACUUUUAUGACAAAGUAGUCACUGAGGCUGACGUUUAUGUCUCUUUUGGAAUAAAACAAGACUUAAAAGAUGAUGAAAAAGAAAUGAUGCAAAAAGCAUUUCGAAGCACAGUGUUGACAAAUGGAAUUGCUCAAGUAAGUUUUAACUCAGAAAAAGCAAUUGAAGAACUGCCCUAUAACAGUCUAGAAGAUUUAGACGGCAAGUACCUUUAUAUUGGUGUAACGGUCAUCGAAUCUUCAGGUGGUCUUUCUGAAGAAGCAGAAAUUCCUGGCAUUCAAUAUGUUCUCUCUCCCUACAAACUGGAUUUGGUUGCUACUCCUCUUUUCCUGAAGCCUGGGAUUCCAUAUUCUGUCAAGGUGCAAGUUAAGGAUUCCUUUGACAAGUUGGUAGGAGGAGUACCAGUGAUCCUGAAUGCACAAAUGAGUAACAUACAUCAAGAAAUGCAUGAUGUGGAGCCAAAGAGGAGUAUAACACUUUCCAGUGAUGGAGUAGCUUCAUUUGUGAUUAAUCUCCCAUCUGGAGUGACAGUGAUGGAUUUUAAUGUCAGGACUGAUGACCCGUACCUUCCCGAAGGAAAUCAGGCCAGUAAAGAAUAUCAAGCAAUAGCGUAUUCAUCACUCAGUCAAAGCUACCUCUAUAUUGACUGGACUGCAAACUAUAAGGCUUUGCUUGUGGGAGAAGAUCUGAAUGUUAUUGUUACUCCCAAAAGUCCAUACAUUGAAAAAAUAACUCACUAUAAUUUCUUGGUUCUAUCCAAAGGAAAAAUUAUUAACUUUGGUACAAGGAAGAAACUCCCAGAUUCAACUUUUCAACAUGUGAACAUCCCAGUGACACAGAACAUGGUUCCCUCAGCCCGACUCCUGGUCUAUUACAUUGUCACAGGAGAGCAGACGGCUGAAUUAGUAUCCGACUCCGUUUGGUUAAAUAUUGAAGAAAAGUGUGGUAACAAGCUCCAAGUUCAAGUGUCACCAAGUGCGGAAACAUAUUCUCCAGGUCAUCGCUUUUCUCUGAAUUUGGUAACUGAGUCAAGUUCCUGGGUUGCUUUAUCAGCAGUAGAUAGUGCCAUUUAUGGAAUCCAAAGGAAAACCAAGAAGCCCAUGGAAAAAGUAUUUCAAGAGUUUGACAGGAGUGACCUGGGUUGUGGAGCAGGUGGUGGUCGCAACAAUGCAGAUGUUUUCCAUCUGGCAGGACUCACUUUUAUCACCAAUGCAAAUGCAGAUAACAUCCACGAAAAUGAUGAACCUUGUAAAGAAAUUCUCAGGCCAAGAAGAACUCUGGAUGAGAAAAUAAAAGAAGAAGCUGCUAAAUACUUACACGAGAAGGUGAAGAAAUGUUGUUAUGAUGGAGCUAUUUAUAAUGAUGAUGAAAGCUGUGAGAAGCGGGCUUCUCGGAUUAAGCUUGGCCACAAGUGCGUCACGGCUUUUAGUGCAUGCUGUAAGAUUGCGCUCCAACAUCGUGCCACAGCAUCUCACAGAAUUCUUCAACUGGGAAGACAGCACAUAAAGGCCAUGUUAUCAGUAACCAAGCCAGAAAUAAGGAGUUAUUUUCCGGAAAGCUGGUUAUGGGAAGUUCAUCACAUCUUCCAAAGAAAGCAGCUGCCUUUUGUGUUACCUGAUUCUCUGACUACUUGGGAAAUUAGAGGUAUCGGCAUUUCAGAUCAGGGUUUAUGUGUUGCUGAUACUCUCAAGGUAAAGGUAUUCAAAGAAAUAUUCCUGGAAAUGCAUUUGCCAUAUUCUGUUGUCCGAGGAGAACAGAUCCAAUUAAAAGGAACUGUUUACAACUAUGGGAUAACUGGGAUACAGUACUGUGUGAAAAUGUCUCCUGUGGAAGGAAUCUGUACUUCAGGAACCUCAGUCAUCAACCAUCAAGAGAACAAACGCUCCAGAUGUCAAUACCAGAAAAUAGAGGGCUCCUCCAGUCACGCAGUAACCUUUAACGUGCUGCCUCUGGAAAUUGGUCUCCACAACAUCAGCUUUUCACUGGAAACUUCUAUUGGGAAAGAGAUCUUAAUAAAAACAUUACGAGUGGUGCCAGAAGGUAUCAAAAAGGAAAGUUCUGCUGGUGUUACUCUUGACCCAAAUGGCAUUUAUGGAUUUCCUACCAGACAAAAGGAAUUCCCUUAUAAGGUACCAUUAGAUUUGGUCCCCAAAACAAAAGUGAACAGGAUUGUGAGUGUAAAAGGGCUGCUGAUGGGUGAGGUCAUGUCCGCAGUUCUGAGUCAGGAAGGCAUUGAUCUCCUUACCCACCUCCCCAAGGGCAAUGCAGAGGCAGAACUGAUGAGUGUCAUCCCAGUCUUCUAUGUUUAUCAUUACCUGGAAGCAGGAAGCAAUUGGGACAUUUUUUCUCACAAUUCGUUAACAAAAAAGAAACAAGAACUGAAUAAGAAAUUAAAAGAAGGGAUGGUGAGCAUCAUGUCCUACAGAAACGCUGACUAUUCUUACAGCAUGUGGAAUGGUGAAAGUGCUAGCACUUGGUUGACAGCUUUCGUUGUAAGGGUGCUUGGACAAAUACAUAAGUACAUCCGUCAGAACCAAAAUUCAAUUUGCAAUUCUAUGCUGUGGCUGCUUGAGAAGUGCCAGCUAGAAAAUGGAUCUUUCCAGGAGAAGUCCCACUAUCAACCAGUAAAAUUACAGGGUACCUUGCCUGUAGAAUCCCAGGAGAAUGCCUUGUAUCUUACAGCCUUCACUGUGAUUGGACUUAGAAAGGCUUUCGAUAUUUGCCCCUUGAUGAAAAUCGACACAGCCCUAACUAAAGCUGACAACUUCCUGCUUUCCAAUGCCAUCUCAGCUCAGAGCACUUUUACACUGGCCAUUGCUGCUUAUGCUCUCUCCCUGGGGGAUAAAACUCAUCCACAGUUUCUUUCCAUUGUUUCAGCCCUGAAGAAGAAGGCUUCAGUUAAAGGCAAUCCAAUCCCCAUUUACCGGUUUUGGAGGGAUGAUCAUGGGCAGCAAGACAGCUCUGCCCCUGACAGUGGUACAGCCCGGAUGGUGGAAACCACUGCCUACGCUUUACUCACCAGUCUGAACUUGAAGGACAUGAGUUACGUCAGCCCCAUCAUCAAGUGGCUAUCUGAAGAGCAGAGGUAUGGAGGCGGCUUUUAUUCCACCCAGGAUACAAUCAAUGCAAUUGAGGGCCUGACAGAAUAUUCACUCCUGGCUAGACAACUCGACUUGAAUAUGAAUAUCAAAGUCUCCUACAAGAACAAAGGUGACAUCCACUCUUAUAAGAUGACAAAGAAGAAUUUCCUUGGGAGGCCAGUAGAGGUGCCUCUCAAUGAUGACCUUGUUGUCAGUACUGGCUUUAGCACUGGCUUGGCCACAGUGCAUGUAAGAACCGUGGCUCACAAAAUCAGUACCUCUGAUGAAGUUUGCAACUUUUAUCUGAAGAUUGAAAUCCAGAACAUUGAAGGAUCGAGGUAUGGAGACUCCGACUACUCAGAAUACAAGCGCAUAGUAGCCUGUGCCAGCUACAAGCCCAGCCAGGGAGAAUCAUCCUCCGGAUCCUCCCACGCAGUGAUGGAUAUCUCAUUGCCUACUGGAAUCAGUGCAAACACAGAUGACUUAAAAGAUCUUGUGCAAAAGGUGGACCAACUAGCAAAUGAUUACCAAAUCCAAGAUGGUCAUGUUAUUCUGCAACUGGAUUCGAUUCCCUCCAAAGAUUUCUUCUGUGUUCGAUUCCGGGUAUUUGAACUUUUUGAAGUUGGCUUUCUGAGUCCUGCUACAUUCACUGUGUAUGAGUACCACAGGCCAGAUAAACGAUGCACCAUGUUUUAUAGCAUAACCCACACCAAACUUCAGAAAGUCUGUGAAGGAACAGCGUGCAAGUGUGUAGAAGCUGACUGUGGACAAAUGCAGGAAAAAUUGGAUCUGACCAUCUCUGCAGGUACUAGAAAAGAAGCUGCUUGUAAACCAGAGACUGCAUAUGCCUAUAAAGUCAAAAUCACAUCCAUAUCCGAGGAAAAUGUUUUUGUCAAGUACAGUGCAACCCUCCUGGAUAUCUACAAAGCUGGCGAAGCAGCUGUGGAAAGAGGCUCCGAAAUCACUUUCCUGAAGAGGAAAAGCUGUGCCAAUGCUGAUCUGGAGAUAGAAAGCCAGUAUCUGAUCAUGGGCAAGGAAGCCCUCCAGAUCAAGCACAACUUCAGCUUCAAGUAUAUCUACCUUUUAGAUUCCUUGACAUGGAUUGAAUAUUGGCCUGCAGAUACACGGUGCCCAUCCUGCCAAGUAUUUUUAGCUAACUUAGAUGCCUUUGCUGAAGAUAUCUUCCUAAAUGGCUGUGAAGAUGCCUGAAAUUCCAAUGGGAGGCUCUUGGCGAUGGCGUUGAAGUUUCUCUCUCUCCUCCACCUCUCCACCCUGCCUUUUUUUUUUUCAAUAUGCACAGCUGUUUGUAUUUGGAAACCUCACUUCUCUUAGAAUUUAGUGGCACUUGCCUUUAUUAAAGAGCACUUUUAAGGGC